Malassezia restricta is the source of this 3135-nucleotide messenger RNA. RefSeq names its product 5'-3' exoribonuclease 2. Gene Ontology annotation, molecular function: zinc ion binding; RNA binding; 5'-3' RNA exonuclease activity. Gene Ontology annotation, cellular component: nucleus. The transcript has 2 exons. NCBI's taxonomy places the organism in Eukaryota, Fungi, Basidiomycota, Malasseziomycetes, Malasseziales, Malasseziaceae. Bases 1 to 3135 code for a protein of 1044 amino acids. The record is from RefSeq and is a predicted model, not a curated record. Gene Ontology annotation, biological process: nuclear-transcribed mRNA catabolic process.
AUGGGUGUGCCAGCAUUGUUUCGAUGGCUGUCAAAAAAGUACCCAAAGAUCGUGCAGAGUGUUGAGGAAGAAGAGCCAGGGCACAUGCCUGGCCCUGACGGCCACAUGGUUGACAUUCCCAUCGACAUAUCGCGGCCCAAUCCGAAUGGGGAGGAAUAUGACUGUUUGUAUCUAGAUAUGAACGGCAUCGUGCAUCCAUGUACGCAUCCUGAAGGCAAGCCUCCGCCGGAAACGGAGGAGGACAUGAUGAUCGAAGUGUUCAAGUACACGGACCGCGUCAUCAACAUGAUCAGGCCGCGAAAGUUUCUGAUGCUUGCGAUCGACGGGGUGGCACCGCGUGCAAAAAUGAAUCAGCAGCGCUCGCGUCGCUUUCGGUCCGCCCAGGACGCUAAAAUCUUACACGAACAGCGUGAGCAAGAGUUGGAAGAACGCAAGAAAAAAGGGCUCGCAGGUGAAGAAGAGGCUAUCCAAAAGUCAUGGGACUCGAACGUCAUCACUCCAGGUACACCUUUUAUGGAUCUGUUGGCUUCAUCGCUGCGAUACUGGAUUGCUCACAAGUUGAAUACCGAUCCUGGAUGGAAGAACUUGUGUGUCGUACUUUCCGAUGCCAGUGUGCCCGGAGAAGGCGAGCACAAGAUUAUGGACUAUAUUCGCAGAAAGCGCAGUGACCCAAAUCAUGACCCAAAUAUGCGCCAUGUCAUCUACGGACUCGAUGCCGACCUGAUCAUGCUCUCACUUGCAACGCAUGAACCGCACUUCAAGGUGCUCCGUGAGGAUGUAUUUGCUCAGGAUGCCAAGCACCGCGGAUGCCAUCGAUGCGGCCAAAAAGGACACAUUGCUGCCCACUGCCGUGGCGAAGCACGUAAAGAGGAUGCCAAGCCUCUGCAGAAAAAACCUUUUAUAUUCUUGGACGUGCCGACUCUACGUGAAUACUUGAACGUGGAAUUACAGACGCCGGGCAUUCCAUUUGCCUUUGAUUUGGAGCGGGCCAUUGACGACUGGGUGUUCUUGAUCUUUUUCGUGGGCAACGACUUUUUACCCCAUCUACCUAGUCUUGAGAUCCGCGAAGGUGCGAUUGAUACGCUGCUCAAAAUCUGGAAGCGUGAACUGCCAAACAUGAGUGGAUAUGUGACGAACAAUGGCAAGGUCGAAUUGGCCAAUGCGCAGUUCAUUCUUGAUGGCUUGGCACAGGCAGAAGAUGAUAUUUUCCGCAAGCGCAAAGAGGUCGAAGAUCGGCAGGAGGCCAACAAGCGCCGGCACACGUCUAACUACAGCGAAGCGCAACAUGGCGACACUACCUACGUUGGACAUGCCAAAGUGAUACCACCGCGACCUGUGGCACCACCAACGAUUGGACCCAGUAAAAGUGUGCCAGGCUCUCGGAACAAGGGUCCCAUCAUGCUAGAUGGAGACAAUGCCGACGUGGUCAAGAACCGUGCUCAGAUUCGCAUGGCAAAUAUUAGUGCCGCUGAGCAGCUGAAAAUGGAAUUGUCGCAAGGUCAAGGUAUAAAACGCACGUCUUCCCCGGUAGAGAAGGAGAGUAAACGUAUCAAGGCAGACCCUGAAGAAUCCGCCCCUGUCAAGGAAGAGGAUGUCUUAGGAGACGAUUCUAUCAAGGCCGAAGAGGAUGAUGACGACGAAGAAGUGCCGCCUGAGACCAAGAUGCUCGAGCGCAAAAUCAAUGCGGACGGCACGGUCGAGUACCAAGACACAGUCAAGCUGUGGGAGCCAGGGUAUCGUGAGCGCUACUACCGGCAAAAGUUUGGUGUCGAGCUGUCAGAUACCAAGUUUCGCCGUGAGGUCGUCCAGGCGUACGUGGAAGGACUGUGCUGGGUCCUCGCAUACUACUAUCAGGGCUGUCCGUCGUGGAAGUGGUAUUAUCCAUACCAUUACGCGCCUUUUGCGGCCGACUUUACCGACAUGCACACGAUGCAGAUUACCUUUGAAAAAGGCGAGCCUUUCCGACCUUUUGAACAGCUCAUGGGUGUGCUACCCGCAGCAAGCAAGAACAACUUGCCAAAGCCGUUCCAGUGGCUCAUGACCGACCCAGAGUCAGAGAUCCUUGAUUUCUACCCGGCCGAGUUUUUGGUCGACAUGAAUGGCAAAAAAAUGGCAUGGCAGGGCGUAGCUCUCUUGCCAUUUAUCGACGAGAAGCGAUUGUUGGAUGCAUUGCAUAAACGAUACGACCAGUUAACGGAUGAAGAAGUGCGUCGAAACUCGUUUGGACGUAAUGUACUUUUUGUGAGCGAUGAUGCCGACUUAUACCCCACACUGAGUCAGCUCUAUGCCAAGCGAAGUGACAAACGCGCUGUACAUAUUGAUACGGCGCGCAUUCCACAGAUGGCUGGCAGCCUUGCAGCUGAUACAACAUGUGUACCAGGUGCUACAUACUACUCGCCCUUGCACUCUUUGCCGGAUAUGCAAGAUAUCCCACACGAUCGCAGUAUCUCGGCGCACUACGAGUUUCCUGAACAACGUGUACCUCACCGAAGCGUGCUCUUGCAAGGUGUGCGGAUGCCGUCUCGACGUCUUACGCCAGCUGACCAAGACUGGAUUCGGCGUGGUGGACGUGGCCAGGGCGGCGGACGAGGCCGUGGUCGUAGAGAUGGGUGGAAUGACCAAGGUGUAUUGUAUGGCCGCGAUGCAAGACCUCCGAGCCAGAGUCCUUAUGGCGCGGGUCCCUAUGGAGGAGGGCCUUAUGGAGGCGGGCCCUAUGGAGGCGGUCCUUAUGGGGCUGCUUAUGGUAGUGGUCCCUAUGGUGCUGGUCCGUAUGGAGGCGGUGCUUACGGCGCUGGUCCGUAUGGUGCCGGUCCGUACGGAGGCGGUCCUCAUGGUGGAGGUCCUUACGGCACUGGCCCCUAUGGAGGCGGACCCUAUGGAGGCGGACCCUAUGGAGGCGGACCCUAUGGAGGCGGGCCCUAUGGAGGCGGUCCUUAUGGAGGUGGUCCUUAUGGAGGUGGUCCUUAUGGAGGCGGUCCUUAUGGCGCCGGCCCUUAUGGCGCUAGUGCUUAUGGAAGCAGCCCCUACGGUGCCGGCCCUUAUGCUGGAUCAGCGUACGGUUCAGCGUAUGGCCAGAACCAGACUGGCUAUGGAGCGCUGCCGUAUCGCGGAUAUGGAGCUCCGCGUGGCCGUUAA